Molecule: messenger RNA, 478 nt
Organism: Dissoconium aciculare CBS 342.82
Lineage: Eukaryota; Fungi; Ascomycota; Dothideomycetes; Mycosphaerellales; Dissoconiaceae
Exons: 1
Coding region: 293-475 (60 amino acids)
Source: RefSeq, a predicted model, not a curated record
UCACCACCACCAAUUCAUCACCAAUUCCCCAAAUUCACCGCCAUCACAUCCAUCAAUUCUCCACCAAUUCACCAUCAAUUCACCACCACCACCACAUCCAUCAAUUCCCCAUCAAUCCACCACCCUCGCAUCCCACCGCCACCACGACCUCGCCCGGGCGGAAAUUGGGUGACUUCAGUACAGCGUCCAUCGCACAGGACGGACGGACGUCUGUAUGUAUGUAUGUAUGUAUGUAUGUACACAUGGGCCUCGCUGGCAAUCCUGCGCGCACACACGACACGCAUGUGCAUGCAUGGUCCCGGCCUGUCCACCGAGCGUCCUCCGCGUCACAGUCGGCGGUGGUGCUGUGGACUCGGGCUUAGCUGCACCGGGCGGCAGAGCAGCAGAGCGGAGGUCGCCCUCACGCCAGCUGCGGUUUCAUUGCCAUGAAACCGCAGCAAUAAUGUACUGUAAUCGAUUGAACGAAGCAUUGUAGCUG